UUAAUUUUCAGAAAAGCAUGGCACUGGUAGGAAGAGACAUGAAGAUGGACAGGGCCUGUGCGUAGGCAAGCAGAGGCUGGGAAGACCAGGACACUAAGUGGACCCAGGAGUAAUGGGGAACCCAUUCACAUGAGGCUUUUAGGGACUGCUUUGGGAGAGACCCUACAGCUACUUGUAGCUACACAGAAGGACCCCUACCUUCUCUGAGCUCCUCUUUAUUAGGGGAUGGGGAGACUCCAAGAAUUGAGAGGAGAAGUUUUAUCCAAGUAUGAAAACCAAAUUACUAUUUUUGCUGACUACCUAGAAGAAUUUCCAGAUACAGAUGACCUGGUAUGGAUCUUGGGGAAACAGCACCUCCUUAAAACAGAAAAAUCUAAGCUGUUGUCUGAUAUAAGUGCUCGUCUAUGGUUUACAUACAGAAGGAAAUUUUCACCAAUUGGAGGAACGGGCCCUUCAUCAGAUGCUGGCUGGGGAUGUAUGCUACGCUGUGGACAGAUGAUGCUGGCUCAAGCCCUUAUCUGCAGACACUUGGGAAGGGACUGGAACUGGGAGAAACAAAAAGAACAACCCAAAGAAUACCAGCGGAUCCUACAGUGCUUCUUAGAUAGAAAAGACUGUUGCUACUCUAUCCAUCAAAUGGCGCAAAUGGGUGUAGGAGAAGGAAAGUCAAUUGGCGAAUGGUUUGGACCAAAUACAGUUGCACAGGUGUUAAAAAAACUUGCUUUAUUUGACGAAUGGAAUUCCUUGGCUGUUUAUGUUUCAAUGGAUAACACAGUGGUCAUUGAAGAUAUCAAAAAAAUGUGCCGUGUCCUUCCCUUGAGAACUGAUACAGAUGGUGAGAGUCCCCCUGAUUCUCUGAAUGCUUCGAACCACAGUAAGGCCACCUCUGCCUGCUGCCCAGCCUGGAAAUCCCUGCUGCUCAUUGUGCCCCUCCGCCUGGGCAUAAACCAAAUCAAUCCUGUCUAUAUUGAUGCAUUCAAAGAGUGUUUUAAGAUGCCACAGUCUUUAGGGGCAUUAGGAGGAAAACCAAAUAACGCCUAUUAUUUCAUAGGAUUCUUAGGUGAUGAGCUCAUUUUCCUGGACCCUCACACAACCCAGACCUUUGUUGACACUGAAGAGGAUGGAACCGUUGAUGAUCAGACUUUCCAUUGUCUGCAGUCGCCACAACGAAUGAAUAUUCUGAACUUGGAUCCUUCCGUGGCAUUGGGAUUUUUCUGCAAAGAAGAAAAAGACUUUGAUAACUGGUGUAGCCUUGUUCAAAAGGAAAUUCUAAAGGAAAACUUAAGGAUGUUUGAAUUAGUUCAGAAACAUCCAUCGCACUGGCCUCCCUUUGUACCUCCAGCCAAACCAGAGGUAACAACCACUGGGGCAGAAUUCAUUGACUCUACUGAACAACUAGAGGAGUUUGACUUGGAGGAAGAUUUCGAGAUUCUGAGUGUAUAAAAUAGUAGGAACUCAACCUUAAGAUUUGUCUUCCAUCUGGCACCAGAAGAACAUGAACUCAUUACAUAAAACUUUUGUAGUCAGCAAGUGCCUGUUAUGCCAACAGCAUACAAACUUGAUAGCAAUCAAUCAUGACUGAGCCAAUCACCGCUUCUCAGAAAAAACGUUUAACAAUCCUCUCCCAGAAAGAACUAAAACAAUCAUGGGAUCUAGGAGCAGAAAGAUUAGGAGCCAUUCUUUGCUUCUCAGCUUGUCUUACUUGGCCAUAGUGACUCUGCCACUACUGAAAUGAGGAGGUGGACUUCUGGAAGAUAGACAGUAACUCCCACCUUGCUUCAAGCACCAGCAGAUGAGAAAUGGUUACCCGUGCUUCCGCACCCUUUUAGGUGUGACCUCUUUUGGGCUAAAUACUAAGAAGCAGUCUGUUCUUUUGCUCUAAUAAUAAAGUGAUUACACCAGGGA
Messenger RNA from Myotis myotis, 1905 nucleotides. RefSeq names its product autophagy related 4A cysteine peptidase (gene ATG4A). The transcript is spliced from 14 exons. Bases 226 to 1443 code for a protein of 405 amino acids. NCBI's taxonomy places the organism in Eukaryota, Metazoa, Chordata, Mammalia, Chiroptera, Vespertilionidae. The record is from RefSeq and is a predicted model, not a curated record. Gene Ontology annotation, molecular function: protein-phosphatidylethanolamide deconjugating activity.